AUGUCGACACAAAAAUAUGACAUCCACAGCCGUGCCGAAUGUGAACAAAUGGUCAAACAGUGGGGGUUUUCCCAUGUCUUCACAUGGACGGACGCAAGCAACGCCCACUACUCCCCGCAUUCUCACAGCGGAGUUACAACACAUCUAAUCAGGCGGGGCACCUUCACCAUCACGUAUCCAAAGGACAACGCCACACAGCACAAUGGCGAAGUUAAAAAGGAGACAUUCGGGGUGGGGGAUAGAAUCGAUGUACCUGCAGGGAAGGUCCAUGAAGUCUGGAUUGGGCCAGAGGGGUACAACCUUGCGGAGCUUGAGCUUCCGGAGGCUAUUAUCCUUCGGCUAUAUUCGACAUAUUACAGCCUGCGUCUUGUACCAUUGAUAUUUACCAAGAGGGGGCAUCUUCAUUGGCGGCAUGUCAAAGAAAGCUAG
Messenger RNA from Talaromyces atroroseus, 429 nucleotides. RefSeq lists its product as hypothetical. The coding region runs from base 1 to 429 and encodes 142 amino acids. The transcript has 3 exons. The record is from RefSeq and is a predicted model, not a curated record. NCBI's taxonomy places the organism in Eukaryota, Fungi, Ascomycota, Eurotiomycetes, Eurotiales, Trichocomaceae.